AUGGCUUCUCGACAGAGUCUAAGUUCGCUACUGAAUACAUCCAGGCCGAUUACUUUCAUCAAGCAGUCAAACUCGACACUCUGCCGACAAUGUCAAAGAUCAUUUGCGACAACACCAGCCCAGUGGGCUGGGCACAACAAAUGGUCCAAGACGAAGCAUAUCAAAGCUGUGACAGAUAAGAAGAAAAUGAGUGAAAGGGCUGCCUUUACCAAGACAAUCGCCAUGUACUCCAGAACGAGCAUUCCAAAAAACCUAAUUGAGGCUGCAGUUGCUCGAGGACAGGGUCGUUCAGCUACAGGUGUCCAGCUUGAGUCUAUGUCUCUGGAGGCUCUCAUGCCUCCUGAUGUAGCAAUGGUUAUCGAUGCUGAGACAGACAACAAAACCCGUACUCUUCAUGAUCUACGCCACGUCGUGAAGAAAGCAGGUGGUGUCGUCGGAUCCACAACCUUUUAUUUUACGAGGCGUGGUCGAGCCGUCUUCAAGGCCAAAGAAGGCGGACCUACUCUGUCCGAGGUUCUAGAUGAAGCGAUUGAGCACGAGGGGCUUGAGGACGUCGAGGAGCUACCAGAAGGCGACUUCUUAGCUUGGACUCAACCAAACACUCUCACAGCCAUCACUGAAGCUCUGUCUAAGAAGUUCGAGCUUGAAAUCUUGGAGUCGGAUAUCGUCUGGUCACCCAACGAGGACACAAAGGUCAGGAUUGACACGGCCGAUCAAAUUGAGUCUCUCGACGCUCUCUUCAACGGGAUCAAAGAAUACCCUGAAGUCAAAGCCAUAUAUGCCAAUGUGCGACAGGGGGCUAUCGCAGACGAAGAUUGGGACAAGGUUGAGAGAAAUUUGGAUGUAUAA
This is a messenger RNA of Fusarium graminearum PH-1, 849 nucleotides long. RefSeq lists its product as uncharacterized. The transcript has 2 exons. The record is from RefSeq and is a predicted model, not a curated record. Gene Ontology annotation, cellular component: mitochondrion. The coding region runs from base 1 to 849 and encodes 282 amino acids. Lineage: Eukaryota; Fungi; Ascomycota; Sordariomycetes; Hypocreales; Nectriaceae.